Molecule: messenger RNA, 657 nt
Organism: Ceratosolen solmsi marchali
Lineage: Eukaryota; Metazoa; Arthropoda; Insecta; Hymenoptera; Agaonidae
Product: protein Flattop-like
Exons: 4
Coding region: 172-543 (123 amino acids)
Biological process (GO): cilium organization
Cellular component (GO): ciliary basal body
Source: RefSeq, a predicted model, not a curated record
UACCUUAAUUUAUAAUAUAAGUUUGAUUCUUCAUAUGUUUAAUGGUAUCCAUGGAAAUAGAUAAGUUUCCUUUUAAUCAAUAUAUCUGUAAGGUCUAUAAUAUCAAAAUUAAAAGACUCGUUAGUCUACAAGUUACAAUUUGAAAUUAAUUAAAUUCAGUUUAAAAGUAAAAUGUCACAAUUUUGGCAUGCACACUGGGCCGAAGAUAGUUUCAAAUCAACAAGAUUGCAAAACUGGGAGGUACCAAGACAGCAUGCUGAAUGGCCUAGGAAACAUUGUACAACAACAAAAUUUAUAGCUUACUUAAAUGGACAUCUUUACAUUCCUUUCAAAACACGUAACGUCAUAUGGAGUAAUUUCAAGGGAACAUGGGAGCUACCAUUAAAAAUAGAUCGUCGUACCGCUGAAAUAUUAUCUAAAUCUACCGAAGACAAUAAUAUCUCAUGGAAUAUUCAUAACAAACAAUAUGAACAUUUAAUUCAAAACAGUAAUAAAUGCAAAAAUAAAGAAAACAAGGUUAAAGCAGAAAAACAUAAAGAAUAAAUCGUGGUAACUUUGAAAGGAAGACGAUACUAAAAAAAGUUUUUAUAUACCCUGUAAGCCUAUAAAGAUGAACAUUUGCACGAUCAUGCUCUUUCACAGUCGGACUCCAUGGAU